Zea mays is the source of this 1358-nucleotide messenger RNA. RefSeq names its product alcohol dehydrogenase. Bases 1 to 1215 code for a protein of 404 amino acids. NCBI's taxonomy places the organism in Eukaryota, Viridiplantae, Streptophyta, Magnoliopsida, Poales, Poaceae. Gene Ontology annotation, molecular function: oxidoreductase activity. The record is from RefSeq and is a predicted model, not a curated record. The transcript is spliced from 8 exons.
AUGCGAGAGGACGACCACAUAUCUAGAGAACAGUGCGACCGAUCUGCCCACUACCGCUCUGUACAUGGAUCCUCUUCUCGCAAUCCCGCGCCGCAUCCCCUCUCGCCCUGCCGGCGAGAGCGCGGCCCGCUGAGGCGGCGACCGUCGUUCAAGCGCCGGUGGCAGCAGCGGUCAUGGUGGGUGCGCCUCUUGCUCUCCCUCCUCCUCGCUCUCGCAUGCGUCCUCCUCCUCGCUGUCCUCCUCGGCUCCCCCGACCCCGACACCUCGCCGUCCACCUCCACCGCGUCCUCCGGAUCCGAGGUCACCUCCUCCCCUCUCCUCAGUCAGAUUUUGGACUACGUCGGCGCCUUCAUAAUGCCAUGUGGGAACUGCUUCUACCGCGUUAAGGGCCAAGAAGAUCUGUGCGAGUCUUUCUUCAUGUAUAAUCGUGCCAAGGGGACACUCUAUGAUGGCGAGACACGACUGUUUCUAAGGGGCAAUGGGAAACCAGUGUACAUGUAUAGUAUGGGAGGGCUUGCAGAGUAUUGUGUUGUCCCAGCCAAUGCGCUAGCAGUUCUUCCUGACUCACUGCCAUAUACAGAAUCAGAAAUUUUAGGAUGUGUAGUGUUUACCUCGUAUGGUGCCCUAAGGCAUGCUGCUGAAAUGCGGCCUAGUGAUUCGGUAGCUGUGAUUGGAGUUGGAGGGGUUGGCAGUUCUUUUAUUUGCAACUGUUUACAGAUAGCAAAAGCCUUUGGAGCUUCCCAAGUCAUUGCGGUGGAUGUCCUUGAUGAGAAGCUCCAGAAUGCUACAACACUUGGAGCCACCCACACUGUAAAUGCAGCAAAUGAUGAUGCAGUUGAAAGGAUAAAGGAAAUUACUGAUGGUAGGGGUGUAGAUGUGGCUAUAGAGGCACUUGGUAAGGCGUUAACAUUUUCCCAGUGCGCCAAGAGUGUGCGUGAUGGAGGCAAAGCUGUUAUGAUCGGGCUUGCUGCAACAAACGUAAUGGGAGAGGUUGAUAUAACCCAUCUUGUCCGACGACAGGUGAAAAUCAUUGGCUCAUAUGGCGCAAGGGCCAGGCAAGACCUUCAUCAGAUAGUGAAGCUCGCGGAGAGUGGUGCCUUCAAUCUCCAGAACACCAUAUCAAGGAAAUGCAAAUUCGAGGAGGCGAAUGGCGCCUAUGAGGAUCUCAAUCAUGGCAAGAUCGUAGGACGAGCUGUGGUUGAGAUCAUGGAGUGAUGACGGACAAGGUAUUCAAUCCUGUGGUUCCAAGUCUGGGUCACAAACAAUAAAGUUUUGCGUGCUCUUUCACAACAUUGUCAAAAUCUGUAGAUGACCAAACUGCAUUGUGUGUGUGUGUGACAGUGUGUUGCUGGAAUUAA